AUGCCGACCGCUGACGAUGGUGGGGCCGCCGCCGCGACGGAUGGAGCUGAGCGCCCAGCCACGAGAAAGACGACGCCACCACUGACUACGGCAACAACUAUUUCAGCUGCGUCUCCGCGAGUAUUAUACUUUGUUGACGAGUCCACGACGGCCAUUGCGUACGCCGAGGGGCAUGUGAUGCGUCCCUCUCGCGUUCGCGUGCUGCACUCCCUUGUUCGGUCGCUCGGGCUGGACGCGCACAUGACGAUAUGUCAGCCCCACCCGGCGACCCCGCAGGAUUUGCGAGGGUUUCAUUGCUCCGCCUAUGUUGAGUGCCUGCAGAAAGCACCCGUUAUUUGCGGCAACCCGCUGGAUGCGGUCUCGCUGUCGUACCAAAAGGCGUUUGCGGUGCCGGUCUACUCGCGUGACGGGGACUGUCCGCUGUUUCCCGAGGUGUGGAAGAUGGUGGCAAGUCAGGCCGGUGCCUCGAUUGCGUGCGGGGAGGCGCUCUGCCGCGGUGAGGCGGACGUGGCCAUCAACUGGGCUGGCGGCAUGCACCACGCUGCGGCCUCCCGCGCAAGUGGGUUUUGUUUUGUGAACGACAUUGUCCUCUGCAUCCACCGGCUGCUUCGUCGCUUUCAGCGGGUGCUCUACCUGGACCUCGACGUCCACCACGGGGACGGCGUGGAGGCGGCCUUCUACGGCAACGCACGGGUCAUGACGGUUUCGCUGCAUCAGUUUGGCAACGGCUUCUUCCCCGGCACCGGCAACUACGGCGGCCCCGAGACGGCGGGGAGCUUUGCGGUCAACGUCCCCCUCACCGCACGCACGGGCGACGCCACUUACUGCCUGUUCUUCCGCACCGUCUUAACUGCCGUCGUGCGCUGCUUUGACCCUGAGGCGGCCGUCCUCCAGUGCGGGGCAGACGCCAUCGUCGGCGACCUCAUCGGCCGACUCAACGUCACAACCGCCGCCCACGCCCAGUGCCUGGCGGAGGUGCUGCGGCUCCGGCUGCCCACGGUGCUGCUCGGGGGCGGCGGGUACCACGUCUUCAACACGGCACGCUGCUGGGCGAUUGAUACGGCCACGGCGCUUGGGCGGCUGCUGCCGUGCUACGUCCCCCGCCACGACCCCUACUACGAAGAGUACCGUCGGGAGUGUGCACCCCACCGACCGAGGAUGCACGUCUGCCUGGAUCCGGAGGUUGACCGGCCGCUCACGCUGCACAGCGCAUGGGGGGAGUGGCGCAAGCUGUGCCAGAGCCUCCAGGCACAGAUGCGGUACGCUCGUCUUGUGCGAGAGUCUUUCCUCCGCGCCGUCGCCGAAUCGACGGCUAAGAGGUGUAGGGAGACCGUUGAUAUUUCUGCUGGUGAGGAACGCGAUGAAGCGUGA
Messenger RNA from Trypanosoma conorhini, 1371 nucleotides. Its product is annotated as putative histone deacetylase. The coding region runs from base 1 to 1371 and encodes 456 amino acids. The transcript has a single exon. Lineage: Eukaryota; Euglenozoa; Kinetoplastea; Trypanosomatida; Trypanosomatidae. Gene Ontology annotation, molecular function: histone deacetylase activity. The record is from RefSeq and is a predicted model, not a curated record.